AUGUCUAUCCUGGCAAUCCCCUGUACAAGUCAAGGUCGAAGCUUUUGCCAACGAUCUAGCAGAUGGCAACCCGUUUGUGCUAGCCUCCUAGGAAUUGACAACGUCCGCAGCAUCGAUAAUCCAGAGGGUGGCAUCGUGGCCUUCAACUGUGUCUAUCCAGACACCCGCCUUUACCAAGUCAACGUUGAAGCUUUUGCCAACGACCUAGCAGAAUAUCCAGAUGGCAACUCGUUUGUGCUAUCCACCAAGGACAACUCGCUCGAUCCCGUUGUCACAGUGACAUUGCAGAAAGUCACCGAAAAUGCCCAUGGCAAGCCUCUUCCUAACUUGUUGACUGAAGUCUCAGAGCCUUUGACAAUGGCCAUUACAAAGAAAACUGCGCAAGACAACAUCUUGGCAGACCAGGCAAUGGCGGACGAUGAUUUUGAUUUUGCUCUUGGAGGUGAUUCUGACUAUGAAUGUUUUCAAGUAUUCAAGGAUAUUCCUGGCUUGCUUGCUGAUACGGUCAGACAAUGA
Molecule: messenger RNA, 516 nt
Organism: Cladophialophora psammophila CBS 110553
Lineage: Eukaryota; Fungi; Ascomycota; Eurotiomycetes; Chaetothyriales; Herpotrichiellaceae
Exons: 1
Coding region: 1-516 (171 amino acids)
Source: RefSeq, a predicted model, not a curated record